GCUAGGGACCGGGAUUGAGACCUGGUGUCUGAUUGAGGCUGUAGUGAUGCAGCCACAGAGGCCUUGUCUGUGGAGGUGGAGGGUCCUGCUCUGGUCCACACUACUCCUCCUUUGUCCCCUCAGAGCCACAGGUAAGACCCAUCACCACAACUUUACUAUUAUCUUACCCUGACUGUCUCAUAGAAAAAUUAAAAAAAAACCAAGUAGGGAGGGAGGAUAGUUUUCAGUUUAAUGGUGUGUUUGUGAACAAGUAGAACUGUUGAACUAGACCCUGUUUGACUGUCAGUGGCAAGUGUUCCACAUCGUAAUUAAAGAUGCAUUCCAGAGGUUUUGCAUAUACUUUUUAGCCAGUAGUUCUGAAAGUGGCACCCACGAGCCAACACGGGUCCCUGAAAAUUGCGCACAAUUGUGUACAACAUCAUUGAUUUCGUAUGAUAUGUUACGUCCUGCAAAAAAUGUAUAAUAUGUUACAAAUUCCAAUUCAUACAAUAUGUUGCGAAUAUGUAAGUGCUUAAGAUCCCAUUAUGUCUCUUUAAUUUAGGCUGAGUUUCCAAUGAAGCUGUGUGUAAAAGCUAGCUGUUUUGGUUCAUUCAGGGCAUCCCUUUACCGUUGUCGAAGAUGGCUUGCCUUGGGAGACCGGGAGUGGUGACCCUGAUGUAGAACAAACUGUGAGACGAGAAAAUUGUAAGCAAUUGUAGUGUACCGGUAUAUGUUUAUGGCAAAUGCACACAUCACCACAUUUCCCUAAGCUUCUCCCUUCCCUGCUGAAAAGAAAACUGCAUAGACCAGCAAAUGCUUAUGACUAGUGUUGGAACGGAGAAAGAAGGGGAAGAAAGGGGGAGGAACAUUUUUGAAAAACAGAAAACAGAAAUAAAAUAUGUGUUUAUUAUUCAUUAUUUAUUAAUAAGCUGAAAAACAACGAACAUACAUUGUUUUCCUGCGUUUGAGGAAGAGGAAGAGUGGACCCGAAGUUCCCAAGUUUGAAUCCCACCUCGGCCAGAAAUAACAUUUCUAACAACCAUUAUAGUCUCCAAAAGUGUUAUUAUUUUUCACAUUAGUGAAUUUAAAAUCACCUGAGUUAAUGGAACGAUUAUGGUAUCAUAAUCAUAACAUAUAGAAGUGUUGAACUAAUGAGGUUGGUUUAUUACUGUACUAUACUCCCUUUACCUUGUUAAUGCAAUUAGUAUCUUAAAUUAUCAGUUAUCUGUUGUGGUGUCUUGUGGACUGCAUAUUACCUGAUAUAAUUAUAAAUACAUCACAUCCCACUGGGCACAAACGUCAAUUCAACGUCUAUUUCACGUUGGUUCAAAUUCAUUUAAUUGAAAUGACGUGAAAACAACGUUGGUUCAACCAGUGUGUGCCCAGUGGGAUAUGACAAUUUACUCUGAGAGCAACAUAUUUUAGUCAUUAAAAGUGAAGAAUGAUUUACCUACAAUCGAAAGUCAUUCAAAGAAUUGGUUGAAAUGUAGAAACGUUUAUUACUGACAAAUGUGAAACAUUACAAGCACACACACACAAACACACAAACACACACACACACACACACACACACACACACACACACACACACACACACACACACACACACACACACACACACACACACACACACACAUACACACACAGGCCCUAUGGGCCCAAGGUAAUGAGUAGGGUAUGGCAACUGACUGAUUCUGAGUGAAUAACACAACAUGAUCCAAACAUGUGACAACAUCCAUGCAAACAGAGGAAAAAACUCCUUCUGAACGUUCUAGGGCGCGAUUCAAUCAGGUUAGCGUUGGUCGACACCCGCAUUACGGUUGUUUUGGCGUUGUCGGAGGUGGAACUGUGUUAGAGCUUUCAAAUCUACAAGCGGCUCCUUGUGUUACCUUAUCGCCUACACUGCCAUUGGAUGCAACGAAACCACCUGACUUUAUAUCCAACUAAUCCCAUGCAGCCACGUUAGAAGUUCCUGCAGCCGCGUUACAAGUUCAAACACUUGAAUGCAUGAUGUUCUAUUGUAGGCUACAGGCCCUACAUCCGAUAAGACUGAUUGGCUUUAAAUCCUCGCAUCCAAAUUAACAUGAAAAUUAUGCAAUAGCCUACACUUUCUGUCGCCGUCAAUUCAACGUCUAUUCCACGUUGGUUCAACAUAAUUUCAUUGAAUUGACGUGGAAACAACGUUGAUUCCACCAAUGUGUUCCCUAGUGGGAAGGAAGGGGGUGGUUUGUGACACACAAGAACAACCGAGGGUUAACGCUCGAUUUGAUUGAAUCGAAACCCUAAUUUUAGAAAGAAGAUAAAAAGGGCUGGAGUACAGCAGAGUCUACAGGAUAUGGCAGGGAUUGGCAAUGGGUGCCCCCCUUUUAAAGGCCCUCGUAUCAAGUGCAAUUUCGAAAUUUGGUUGUGCAUCAGCAGUUUUUCUUGUUAUGUCAGUCACUGAUAGUCAAUCAAUUAGCCCAUGUCAGCUACUGUAUAUUCAAAUUUUGCCCAAAAUGUUCCAAAAGGCCCAUCCAGCAAAGGAAAGGCGCCAUGUGUGAACAAUUCUAUGACAAACAGUGACAUACACUCUGAAUGACCUAAAAUGAUAAAUCCCAUUUUGUUUUUUCACAGUCAGGCCAACCCAAGCUGUACAGUUCAAGUAGGCUAAUGGUAGGCCUAUUGAAAUAGAUAAAUGAGGCUGUCAAUCACAGGUUUCAGAUUUUUCAACCAAAAAUGAAUCAUGUUUUCGCUCUCAGUCAUACUUUAUUUAUUUAUUUAAAAAAUAAAUAAUUCGAUGUUCACAACAAUGCUUAAACCACAUCAGGAGACCACUUUUGAGGUCUGGGAUUUUUUAAAGAAAUUUAGAUUUUUGAGUGUAGUUACCCUUAAAUUCAACUGAGCAGGCACCUAGCACUGUUGUUUGGUUAGCAGUGUUUCUGAAGCCCACAUGAGAUGGCAUUUGCAAAACAAAUGGCCACUGGAUUAAUGCAAAUAAUCAUGAUAUCAUUCUGCCAGGUAGGCAUAGGCUACUUUGUAGGUCGUUAUCAUUUAAUUAAGGUUUUUGGGAAAGCCUUUCAAUCCACCAGAAGACGGUUAGGCCUAUCUUUAGCAUCAUGAUAUUUUUCCUGUUCCUUAAUUGUUUGAAUAUCCCUUUGAGCAUGGUGAAGUUAUUAAUUACACUUGGAUGGUAUAUCAAUACACCCAGUCACUACAAAGAUACAGGCAUCCUUCCUAACUCAGUUGCCGGAUAGGAUGGAAACCGCUCAGGGAUUUCACACUGAGGCCAACGGUGACUUUGAAACAGUUACAGAGUUAAUGGCUGUGCAAAACUUAGGAUGCAUCAACAAUAUUGUAGUUACUCCAAAAUACUAACCUAAUCGACAGAAUGAAAAUAAAGAAGCCUGUACAAAAUAACAAAUAUUGCAUCCUGUUUGCAAUAAAUAAAUAAAAUAUUGCAUCCUGUUUGCAAUAAGGCAAUAAAGUAAAACUGCAAAAAAUAUGGCAAAGAAAUUAAAUUUACAAAGCGUCAUGUUUGGGGCAAAUCCAACACAACACAUCACUGAGUACCACUUCAUAUUUCAGAUGGUGGUGGCUGCAUCAUAUUAUGGGUAUGCUUGUCUAGGCAAGGACUAGGGAGUGUUUUUUAGAUAAAAUAAAUGGAAAGAGCUAAGCCAGGAAACCAAAAUCCCAGAGGAAAACCAGGUUCAGUUGUUUCCAACAGACACUGGGAGACAAAUUCACUUUCAGCAGGAAAUAACCUAAUCACAAGACCAAUUACACUGGUAGUGUUACCAAGGACACUGAUGUUCUGUGGCCUAGUAACAGUUUUGACAAUCUAUGGCAAGAGUUGAAAAUGGCUGUCUCUCAAUGAUCAACAACCAACUUGACAGAGCUUGAAGAAGUUUUUAAAGAAUGACGUGCAAAUAUUAUAUAAUCCAGUGUGCAAAGCUCUUAGAUACAACAAAAAGCUCACAGCUGUAAUCGCUGCCUAAGGUGAUUCUAACAUGUCUUGACUCAGGGGGUUGAAUACUUACAGUAUCUAAUCAAGACAUAUUUGUAUUUUCAUUUUCAUAUUUUUUUAAACAAAUGUUAGAAAGUUUCUUCCACUUUGACAUUACAGAGUAUUUUGUGUAGAUUGUUGACAAAAAAUGACAAUUAAAUCCCAUUUAAUCCCACUUUGUAACACAGCAAAAUAUGGAAAAAGUCAAGGGGUGUGAAUACUUUCUGAAGUCCCUGUAUUUUUGAAAGACUUCCUUAUAUGUGCUCUCCUGUUCUAUUGGUUUUCCAAUCAACUUUAUUUCAUUGUCUAGCAGCCAAAGGCAUUAUUCUAAUCAUAUUAGCAACCAAUGAUAGUUGUUGCAUCUUUAGAUCUCCCCUCUUUCUACAUUUCUACAGAUAUUUCCAUCUCUGUCCGCUUGCAUGUGCUGUGCGCGUUUUAGAAUGGUGUUUUACAGCAAAUUGCAAUUUGGAACAUUUGCACAUAGGCCUAACACUGUGUGCAUAUUGCUGUGUUUAAAAUGUGAAGAAAUAAUAGUUUAUCAACAUUUUAAGCUAAACAUUCUGAUCUGUUCCAUCAGCCUUAUUAAUUGACAUGCCAUAUAAUAAUAUGCCAUUUAGCAGACGCUUUUAUCCAAAGCGACUUACAGUCAUGCGUGCAUACAUUUUUGUGUAUGGGUGGUCCCGGGGAUCGAACCCACUACCUUGGCGUUACAAGCGCCGUGCUCUACCUCCACUCCACUCCACUACUUUGAUACGCAUUGUGUGGAUUAAGAAGUGAAUAUGCGCAAUGCCCACAAAAUAAUUGGGUAUACGGUGUAUACCUGCGUAUACCCUCCACUACACAUCUGCUGGUCAGACCAGCUUGACCAGCUAGACCAGCAUGGACCAGCUUGAAAUUUAUGCUGGUCUAUGCUGUUUUUUCAUCAGGGUUAGCACACCUUCUUGUAGGCUGUGUUGUUAUUGCUUUGCCAGAAUGAAUGUAAUUUAUUAAAUCUAUGUGGUGAAAUAACCUUUAAAUAUCUACCUACAAGGUGUUUGUUGUCAGCAGAAAUUGUGCUUCCUGCGUGGCUUAUACCUCAAAGGCUCAACACUUUGUCUGAUUGGCUACUGUGCUAAUCAUGGGCUUGUCUGAUUGGCAGGGAACCAAUGUCUAGAGGGCCAGGAUGUGUUUUCCACGAUCAGAGAGAACAGCAUGAUGGGAGAACUUAUCAUUGAGCUCAACACAGAGCUGACAGCCAAUGAUGUUGUCUGGAGCCUAACUGGGGAGGAUGCUGAUUGGUUCUUCCUGGAAGGGCGGAGCAUUAGACUCAAUGCCUCAUUGGACAGAGUUCUGGACCGGGAGGUAAUCUUAAAUACUUUAUUGCAACUUCGUCACAAUGAUGACAGGAUUCUGUCUUGGUUUGGUACAUGACUCAAACAACAACACACAGCAGGGUCAUGUGCAGAUUCAGGUUGAAAUGUAUUGUCAUGAAUCUUGCCCUGAAGGAAGAACUGAGCGAUUUCUGCUAGAUGGGCCAGCUUCAAAGUAAAAAUUGGCUAUAUCCUUAUUCAUGAAAACAAAAAGCUUUUUGGUCUUAAUUUAAGGUUAGGGUUAAGCAUUAGGAUUAGCAGUGUGGUUAAGGUUAGGGUUAAGAUUAACAGGGCCAGAUUAAGAACUCAUACAGUGGGGAGAACAAGUAUUUGAUACACUGCUAAUUUUUAUCAUAGGUACACUUCAACUGUGAGAGACGGAAUCUAAAACAAAAAUCCAGAAAAUCACAUUGUAUGAUUUUUAAGUAAUUAAUUUGCAUUUUAUUGCAUGACAUAAGUAUUUGAUCACCUACCAACCAGUAAGAAUUCCGGCUCUCACAGACCUGUUAGUUUUUCUUUAAGAAGCCCUCCUGUUCUCCACUCAUUACCUGUAUUAACUGCACCUGUUUGAACUCGUUACCUGUAUAAAAGACACCUGUCCACACACUUAAUCAAACAGACUCCAACCUCUCCACAAUGGCCAAGACCAGAGAGCUGUGUAAGGACAUAGGGGAUAAAAUUGUAGACCUGCACAAGGCUGGGAUGGGCUACAGGACAAUAGGCAAGCAGCUUGGUGAGAAGGCAACAACUGUUGGUGCAAUUAUUAGAAAAUGGAAGAAGUUCAAGAUGACGGUCAAUCACCCUCGGUCUGGGGCUCCAUGCAAGAUCUCACCUCGUGGGGCAUCAAUGAUCAUGAGGAAGGUGAGGGAUCAGCCCAGAACUACAUGGCAGGACCUGGUCAAUGACCUGAAGAGAGCUGGGACAACAGUCUCAAAGAAAACCAUUAGUAACACACUACGUCGUCAUGGAUUAAAAUCCUGCAGCACACGCAAGGUCCCCCUGCUCAAGCCAGUGCAUGUCCAGGCCCGUCUGAAGUUUGCCAAUGACCAUCUGGAUGAUCCAGAGGAGGAAUGGGAGAAGGUCAUGUGGUCUGAUGAGACAAAAAUAGAGCUUUUUGGUCUAAACUCCACCUGCCGUGUUUGGAGGAAGAAGAAGGAUGAGUACAACCCCAAGAACACCAUCCCAACCGUGAAGCAUGGAGGUGGAAACAUCAUUCUUUGGGGAUGCUUUUCUGCAAAGGGGACAGGACGACUGCACCGUAUUGAGGGGAGGAUGGAUGGGGCCAUGUAUCGCGAGAUCUUGGCCAACAACCUCCUUCCCUCAGUAAGAGCAUUGAAGAUGGGGCGUGGCUGGGUCUUCCAGCAUGACCACGACCCGAAACACACAGCCAGGGCAACUAAGGAGUGGCUCCGUAAGAACCAUCUCAAGGUCCUGGAGUGGCUUAGCCAGUCUCCAGACCUGAACCCAAUAGAAAAUCUUUGGAGGGAGCUGAAAGUCCGUAUUGCCCAGCGACAUCCCCGAAACCUGAAGGAUCUGGAGAAGGUCUGUAUGGAGGAGUGGGCCAAAAUCCCUGCUGCAGUGUGUGCAAACCUGGUCAAGACCUACAGGAAACGUAUGAUCUCUGUAAUUGCAAACAAAGGUUUCUGUACCAAAUAUUAAGUUCUGCUUUUCUGAUGUAUCAAAUACUUAUGUCAUGCAAUAAAAUGCAAAUUAAUUACUUAAAAAUCAUACAAUGUGAUUUUCUGGAUUUUUGUUUUAGAUUCCGUCUCGCACAGUUGAAGUGUACCUAUGAUAAAAAUUACAGACCUCUACAUGCUUUGUAAGUAGGAAAACCUGCAAAAUCGGCAGUGUAUCAAAUACUUGUUCUCCCCACUGUAGGUCGUAGUCUCCAUUCAAGUCAGGACUGGCAGGACUGGCAGCCAUUGUUAGUGUACCCAUGUCAUAUUGCCAAGGUAAGAGGUUCCAAAAUCCUUCUAUGGAUUAUACAGUGGGGUAAAAAAGUAUUUAGUCAGCCACCAAUUGUGCAAGUUCUCCCACUUAAAAAGAUGAGAGAGGCCUGUAAUUUCCAUCAUAGGUACACGUCAACUAUGACAGACAAAAUGAGAAAAAAAAUCCAUUAAAUCACAUUGUAGGAUUUUUAAUGAAUGUAUUUGCAAAUUAUGGUGGAAAAUAAGUAUUUGGUCAAUAACAAAAGUUUCUCAAUACUUUGUUAUAUACCCUUUGUUGGCAAUGACACAGGUCAAACGUUUUCUGUAAGUCUUCACAAGGUUUUCACACACUGUUGCUGGUAUUUUGGCCCAUUCCUCCAUGCAGAUCUCCUCUAGAGCAGUGAUGUUUUGGGGCUGUCGCUGGGCAACACGGACUUUCAACUCCCUCCAAAGAUUUUCUAUGGGGUUGAGAUCUGGAGACUGGCUAGGCCACUCCAGGACCUUGAAAUGCUUCUAACGAAGCCACUCCUUCGUUGCCCGAGCGGUGUGUUUGGGAUCAUUGUCAUGCUGAAAGACCCAGCCACGUUUCAUCUUCAAUGCCCUUGCUGAUGGAAGGAGGUUUUCACUCAAAAUCUCACGAUACAUGGCCCCAUUCAUUCUUUCCUUUACACGGAUCAGUCGUCCUGGUCCCUUUGCAGAAAAACAGCCCCAAAGCAUGAUGUUUCCACCCCCAUGCUUCAUAGUAGGUAUGGUGUUCUUUGGAUGCAACUCAGCAUUCUUUGUUCUCCAAACACGACGAGUUGAGUUUUUACCAAAAAGUUCUAUUUUGGUUUCAUCUGACCAUAUGACAUUUUCCCAAUCCUCUUCUGGAUCAUCCAAAUGCACUCUAGCAAACUUCAGACGGGCCUGGACAUGUACUGGCUUAAGCAGGGGGACACGUCUGGCACUGCAGGAUUUUAGUCCCUGGCGGCGUAGUGUGUUACAGAUGGUAGGCUUUGUUACUUUGGUCCCAGCUCUCUGCAGGUCAUUCACUAGGUCCCCCCGUGUGGUUCUGGGAUUUUUGCUCACCGUUCUUGUGAUCAUUUUGACCCCACAGGGUGAGAUCUUGCGUGGAGCCCCAGAUCGAGGGAGAUUAUCAGUGGUCUUGUAUGUCUUCCAUUUCCUAAUAAUUGCUCCCACAGUUGAUUUCUUCAAACCAAGCUGCUUACCUAUUGCAGAUUCAGUCUUCCCAGCCUGGUGCAGGUCUACAAUUUUGUUUUUGGUGUCCUUUGACAGCUCUUUGGUCUUGGCCAUAGUGGAGUUUGGAGUGUGACUGUUUGAGGUUGUGGACAGGUGUCUUUUAUACUGAUAACAAGUUCAAACAGGUGCCAUUAAUACAGGUAACGAGUGGAGGACAGAGGAGCCUCUUAAAGAAGAAGUUACAGGUCUGUGAGAGCCAGAAAUCUUGCUUGUUUGUACGUGACCAAAUACUUAUUUUCCACCAUAAUUUGCAAAUAAAUUCAUUAAAAAUCCUACAAUGUGAUUUUCUGGAUUUUCUUUUCUCAAUUUGUCUGUCAUAGUUGACGUGUACCUAUGAUGAAAAUUACAGGCCUCUCUCAUCUUUUUAAGUGGGAGAACUUGCACAAUUGGUGGCUGACUAAAUACUUUUUUUCCCCACUGUAUGUCUAUAUGGCCACAAUGCAACAAGCUGUAUAUUUGGCGUACAUGCUGCCAAAUUGCGGCCUUCCCGACUGUAGGCAUACCGGUAACUGCCAAAAUAAAGGAAACACUUGAGUAAAUGAGGGAUUAUGUAAUGGUGUGUAUUUUCCUGGCAUGGUUUAGGUCCACUAGUAGAAUCUAUACCAAGGCGCAUUUAAGCUGUUCUGGCAGCUAGUGGUGGCCCAACACCCUUUUAAGAAACUUUAUGUUGAUCCUAAAUUAUGCUCUCUGGUGUAUUUUGAACACUGAGAGCGGGCUCCUAUGGUUGGAUUUAAAAAAUAUAUAAAUUAUAACAUUUCUAUUUUAUUUUUUUGCCUGUUGGACCCACUAUGGCUUGGGCCUGGGGGCUUUAGCCCCUGUAAGCCCUUGCAUUAAUCUUGCCCUGAAGAUUAAGGUUAGGUUUAAAAUUGUAUGACUUUGUGUCUGCUAGUGACCUGUCUGCAGAGCUGCCUCCAGGUCAAGAUUCAUGACAAUAAAUGCCAACCUGCUCUGCAGAUAUGAAGCGUGUGUGUGUGUGUUUGUGUGUGUGUUUCAGGUGCAGGGCCCAGUCCUAAUGGCAGCGUUGACCUGCUAUGAGGAGGACACUGUGAAGGUAGAGACUCUUCAUUUCUGGAAAUAUAUUUGUCCUUUGUACCACAGUGAUUUUACUAUGGAUCCCAAAUUUCUAAAUGUGUGUGUGUGUUUCAGAGUGAGUACAGGAUCAUGGUGGAGAUUCUAAAUGAGAAUGAUAACACUCCUGAGUUUGUGGAGAGCACCAUUCAGACUCGCAGCAUCAGUGAGGUAAAUAGACUACACAUGCACGCACGUGCACACACACACACACACACACACACACACACACACACACACCCACACACACACACACACAGAAGCAGACUAUUGCGUGAUAUCUAUGUUUAGCUGGCGGAGGUGAAUACAGUGGUGUUUACAGUCCAGGCCACAGAUGCAGAUGACGACACCAUCAUGUACUCCAUCGACCAGACCUCGGUACUGUAUUAAUAACCUUUUAUACAUAAAUAAAUACCAGAUCUUCUUACUGUAUCAACAAGGUUGUGCAUUUAAAUGAGUGUGUACAGUAUUUGUGGGUGGUCUCUGUUCCAGCCUGAUGCUGCCUGCUUCAGAGUGGAUCUCCCUAACAGUGGAGAGGUGAUACUGGCCAAGCCUCUGGACUACGAGACCAAAACACAACUGGAGAUCACCAUAUACGCUUUGGUAUACUAAAUAGACCUACUGUUACAGAAAGAGCUUGGCUGCACCUACAAUCUGCGUGAUAUAUGUUGUGAAUAAUGCACACCUUUAACCAGUCAGAUUGCAUGACUGGAACUAACUGUUCCUAACCAUCAACCAUUCUGUUUCAGUCUGAUACGGUCUGUGUGUGUGUGUGUGUUUAUGUAUGAGUAGGAGAUGAACACUGCAGAGAAGUUCAACACCAGUGCCAUCCUGACCGUGAAUAUCUUGGACGGAGACGACCAGUACCCACAAUUCCUGCCGUGCACGCCCCUCUCCAACAACCAAUCAAAUCGUGUCUGCACCAACCCCAUUUACACAGUUAACAUCACAGAAGGCCAACAGGUUAGUGACCAGGGUUAGCUGUUGGUGGUUGGUGUCGGUGGUUAGAGGUUAGGGACUGAUGUAUUGUGUUAAUGUUGUCUCUUUUAUAGGACGUUCUUCUGGACUUCUCUCCGGGGCCGAUCAAUGCUGUGGAUGGAGACAGAGGCCUCAGCUCACCUCUCAGCUACAGCAUCCUGUCAGGUAACACACACACACACACAAAACACCAUAGUUUAGCUUCACAAUGAAAUAUAGCGUAAUAUUAGGAGCUGAUAAUAUAGCUAGCUACAUGUUGUCAGGGGCUGAUAGCGGACAUUUCGUGAUGGAUGAGCUGACAGGGGAGGUACGUCUGACAAGAGGAGUAGAGAACAGACUACAGACACCCACACUACGCCUACGAGUCAUGGUGAGACACACACACACACACACACACUUAUGCAGACAGUUUGCAGACAGUAUGCAGACAGUUUAUAAGGUACACCACCCCGUUCACAAAAAUGGUUCGCUCCUACAGGGGAAUGUUUUCCUGGCACACGUUAGGUCCCUUGAUACCAAUUGAGCAACGUUUCCAUGCUCUGAAGAAUUCGGGCUGUUCUGGAGGCAAAGGGGGGUCCAACCCGGUACUAGAUGGGUGUACAUAAUAAACUGUAUAGAGACUGAAUAAAACCAUUAAUAACUGAAAACUUUCUCCCCCUCCUCAGGCGUACCAGAGGAAUGACCCUAGGAAGUACUCAGUUGCCACCGUGGUGGUCCAUGUUGUGGCUGUCAACCACUUUCCUCCCCAGUUCGGUCGGGCUGAAUACCGUGGCUUUGUCACCGAAGGCGACAGCCCUGCCUCACUGGUCAACACUUAUGGCAACACUGUGCUGCUAAUACAGACACAGGACAGGGACUUCUCUGAUGUAUGUACACACGUGCACACACACGCACAUACACACAGCUAGACUAUGCAUAGUGUAAUAUUCUGUAACUUCAACUCUCUCUUCUCUCAAUCGAUAGGGAAUCAAUCCCAAGAUGCACUACUCCCUGAGGUCCUCGUCCAAUCACACACAGUUCUACCACAUCAUACAGGAGGGGCUUCUGAUCGCCAGGACCAAUCAGCUACGGCCAUCACAGAAACACCGUCUGAAGGUGGGCUUUGAUUGGACAGAACAGUAGUACCAGAGAACAACGUAAUUCAUCUCUAUUGAGGAUGGACAAGCUGCAUUGGUGAAGCUGAUGUUGAUGAUGAUGAUAUCCUGCAGGUAGUGGCUGUAGAUCUGGAGUCAGGUGAAAUGGCCACGGCUCUCAUAAAGGUGGAGGUGCUGUAUGAAGGACAAACAGGUAACACACACACACACACACACACACACACAUUUGGAAUCUGUGUGGUCAUACUUGCUCUGCAGUUCAUCAUCAGUGUAUGUAUGUACACUGAGUGUACAAAACAUGAUAGACUGACCAGAUUAAUCCAGGUGAAAUCUAUGAUCCGUUAUUGGUGUCACUUGUUAAAUCCACUUAAAUCAGUGUAGAUGAAGGGGAGGAGACAGGUUAAAGACAAUUGAGACAUGGAUUGUGUAUGUGUGCCAUUCAGAGGGUGAAUGGGCAUGACAAAAUAUUUAAGUGCCUUUGAACAGGGUAUGGUAUUAGGUGCCAGGCGCACCGGUUUGAGUGUGUCAAGAACUGCAACGCUGCUGGGUUUUUCAAGCUCAACAGUUUCCCAUGUGUAUCAAGAAUGGUCCACCACCCAAAGGACAUCCAGCCAACUUGACACAACUGUGGGAAACAUUGGAGUCAACAUGGGCCAGCAUCCCUGUGGAAUGCUUUCAACACCUUGGAGAGUCCAUGCCCAGGCGAAUUGAGGGUGUUCUCAAUGCAAAAGGGGGUGCAACUCAAUAUUAGGAAGGCUUUCCUAAUGUUUUGUACAUUCAGUGUAUGAUAAACAGAGUAGCAGCAGCGUAUAUGAUGACUGUAUGUGAGUGAGUGUGUGUGUGUGUGUGUGUGUGUGUGUGUGUGUGUCUAGAGUCAGUAUAAAUGGUGUUCCUAAUGUUUUGUACACUCAGAGUAUAUAUGUGUGUGUGUGUGUGUGCGUGCACGUGUGUGUGUGCAGUCCCUCAGGGCCCAUUGGGGGACGGGCUUCUUCCUGGUAGCUGUGCAGUGGGCAAGGCUAUGGGUGUGGUCAUCCUGGGGCUGACUCUGUUAGGCUGCGCUCUGUAUGCACUGCAGCAUGUACUCCAGACAAACAGAGGACAGAAGGACCCAGAGGACAGGGGCUGUAUAGCCCAGGGGAAACACCCCAACGUGGUGAGAUACACUGACACCUCACUCUGACCCCUAACCUUUUAACUUUUAAGCUCUAACAUUUACACAUUCUGGUCCUGUGGUCUGACCCGUGUGUCUCUCUGUCUCCUCUCCCCUCACCCCUGCUGGUUUAGAGAUUACAAUGGUUCCAACUGGUGAGUCUCUCCUCCCCCCCAGCCCCUUUGUGUGUGUGUGUGUGUGUGUGUAUGUGUGUGUGUGUGUGUGUGUGUGUCAUACAGGGCAUAGUGUAGCCAUGUUGAUAUGUGUGUGUGUGUUUUCUCCCCAGGUGAGUCACAGUAGUCCCAUGCCAGUUCUGGAUGAGGUGAAAUUAAAAAAGGAGGGUCUGAGCAGCUCCACCUCCAAGCUACUGGGCAGUCAGAGCAUCUACACCCCUGCAGACUCCAACUCUUCUCCACUCAAUUCUAUACCUAUAGCUACAUCCUCAACGACCUACAUCCAGCCUAUACUACCCAGCACCACUCCUACAGACCCCAGUCAUGGCCCUACUUCACCCAACUCCACCCAUACACCUGCUACAACCACCACACCUGAACUACUCACAACAUCCACUCAACCCUUGGACAACUCUAGCUUUAGCACCCCCACUCACCCCACACCUACCCUGAAUCAGAUGUCCGAACCUUUAUCUACAGACACAUUUUCACGUACACACCCCUUCCCUAUUGCAGAAGAGGUAGAUACACCCACUCAGGUAGAAGAGACCCCUAAAGACACACCUUUACCUCCUCCCAUUCCUAUCAACUCACCCCCUCACCCCACACCUCCUCCUACCUCAAUGACCACACCUCUCUUUCUUUCACCUACUCCAGACCCAAUACACACUCCAGAGUGUACAGGAGAUACUCACACACCUUUACUUACUCCACCCUGUCCAGAGCAGGACAGGGUAGGGACACCCCCACCUAAACCCACCCCAGGGAAGGCACACAUACCUGUACUGACCACGCCCUCCCCAGAGCAGGUAGGACCACCUGGGUACCCUGAGGAGUGCAGACCCUCCACACACAGCCCUGAGACAGCCUCCAUUGGGGAUGAUGACUGCUUCCUGGGGGAUGAAGAGGCCAUCAGGACCAGUGAUGAUGAUGAUGAGGAUGAAGAGCUGGUGAGACUCUGUUCUUGCAUACAGCCCACAUUCCUGAUAACAGACUAUGACAAUGACAUGACUACUGAGAUCCCCGCCAGCGGUGGAGAGGGGGAGGGGACUGGGAAUGGCGAAGGAGUGGAGAGAGAGAGGGAAUAGAUAGAGGGAGACAAGGGAGGGGUAGAGAGAGACAGGGAUUAUAUGGAAGGAAAGAGGGGUCAUUUGGAGAGCGAAGCGGAGAGUUUGAAACAGGGGAGUCAAUCAUCUCAACCCUGUAAUAUCAAGCAGGAAGUAUCAGUGGGCCAAUCAAAGGAGAGAUAGACAGUAACCCAGCAACACUCUCUAACUAAGAGUCUCUUUGGUGAGUCGCUGAGGCCAAAGAUGUCGGAACGCUCUGAAAUACGCACACACAAACACACACAGAAACACACACACAUACACUGAUGACAUUAGAACAUCCUAGACUUGCCUCAACCAAGUGUACAUGAAACACAACACAACAGGCCAUGUGUCUGAGAAAUAGGCUUAGACCUAUGACUUGAGUCUGUUGUGUUGCUGCAUUGUUGUUCUUGUGUUGAAGGGACUCCUGCACACUGUGAGUAGGCCUACUUACAAAUAAAUAUGUAUCGUGCAUCUGUUUAUUGACAACCCCUGUAACCAUUCAAAUAUAAAACGUAUUUUGAUUUGUUUAACACUUUUUUGGUUACUACAUGAUUCCAUAUGUGUUA
Molecule: messenger RNA, 14597 nt
Organism: Coregonus sp. 'balchen'
Lineage: Eukaryota; Metazoa; Chordata; Actinopteri; Salmoniformes; Salmonidae
Source: the annotation of a GenBank genome assembly